Messenger RNA from Trichechus manatus latirostris (Florida manatee), 7704 nucleotides. RefSeq names its product coiled-coil domain containing 186 (gene CCDC186). The transcript is spliced from 16 exons. The record is from RefSeq and is a predicted model, not a curated record. The coding region runs from base 1215 to 4070 and encodes 951 amino acids. NCBI's taxonomy places the organism in Eukaryota, Metazoa, Chordata, Mammalia, Sirenia, Trichechidae. Gene Ontology annotation, cellular component: trans-Golgi network. Gene Ontology annotation, biological process: vesicle cytoskeletal trafficking. Gene Ontology annotation, molecular function: small GTPase binding.
AAUAGUUUAUUUAUUUAUUUUCACCUAGAUGCACACCCAGCAGGAUGUGGAACAAAUUUUUGUUGUUCUGCACUGCGCAGAACAUUAUAAGUCUCACAGCCUGCCCUGCUUCCCACCCACUAUUGCUGCCCUUCGGUUUCCCAGAUCAUUGUGUAAACCCAGUGGGCCUCACCCCAUUGAGAACCUCUGGAUACAUUUGUAAAAAUUAGUGUAAAUGUAGUAGAGAAUAUAUUUGUUAAAUUUAUUUAAUUGUUACUAGUAUUUUGCUUGAGAUUUAAGACAUUUAUUUCAGAGUAAAGCUCCUUGGUUUCUUGCAAGUGCAGAGAUAAUUUCAAAGGCUGGAGACUGCCUCUUUAAAAAUGUCACAAGGAGGGCUGUGACUAUGUGCUUGAUAAGUAUAAAUGCAGUAUGUUUUAGUUUACAUAAGAAAUUAUUUUCAUACUUUCAUUGAAGGAAAAUUUAGAGGAAGAUGUGGCAUUAGAAUUGGUUCUUUAGACAUAAUUAAGCUCUCAGUAGACUGAAGGGAAGACCGUUUUAGAUGGGGAGGAAGCCAUGGGAAUGUUAAUGUACAAAUUGGGGGACUCUUGAGUAGACUGGUCCAGACUGGUAGAGUAUAGUUAAGCACUAGGAUUUUAGGAAUGUGUUGAGAGAUAAGAUUGGAAAAGUAGUACAACUGGUUUACUGAGGAAUCUGAAAGAGAUAGGUAAAUCGAUAUCUAUCACUCAGAAGCCCAGGACUGAAACUAUGUGGCAUCAAGUAGGAGCUGUUGAUUCAAAUUAUCAGAGUGGAUGAAUUCUAGGAAGGAAAAUAAAGACUUGAGGACUGAACCUUGGGGAACAUGAAAGCUGAGUAAGAUGUUAAUAACCAGUGUUUGCUUAGUGGUUUUCCAUUGACAAAGCAUGGCACAGAUGUAGGAGCCAUCAAGUCAGAUGAUAAAAGUUUCUUCCAUUUUGUCUAUACUAGUGAGUCAUAAUGCCUUUACAGUGCUACUCUCUUUUAAAUAGAUACUUUAUCUGCUAUCCAUUACAUUUUGGCCAGCUAUUGGUCAACUUCUGCAUUAACUAGUACAACAGUAACUAGUCUGAAUUUUUAAAUCUGCUCCCUUCAUUAGUUUUUAUAUUCAUUUUUAAAUUGGUAAGAUUUAAAAUUUAACAGCAAUACAUUUACAAAGUAUACCUUAAAGUGGUACUUUGGAGAAGAUGAUGUAGUGGCUAAUGCCCUAUUUGAGAAUUAUUGUACUUUGUCCUAGGAAUACAACAAAAGAAGCCCUGGUGGUGCAGUGGUUAAGCACUUGGCUGCUAACCAAAAGAUGUAAAAGAAAGAUCAGGAGCAGAUUUGAAGAAAUUCAGAGUGAAUUGGUGCCAGUCAGCAUGUCAGAGACAGAGCACGUAGCCUCCAUUUCCUCUGAUAAAAACACUGGGAAAACAUCUGAAUUCAAGGAAGACUCAUGCAGUUCGUUUUCUGAUGAUGAAAGCAGCAGCUUAGAAAAUGAGUCAAAACAAUUGUCACCAAGCUUUGAUAAAACUUUAUGUCAACCUAAUGUACACAAUAAUCAAACUGAAGCACAGGAAAAUUCUAUUCCAGAUCAUGGUGGAGGGGAGGAUUCUUGUGCUAAAACAGACAUAUGCCCUGAAAAUUCUGAACAAAUAGCUAAUUUUCCUGGUGGAGAUUUUGCAAAGCAAGUUUCAAAAACAAAUGAUACAGAGCAGACAGUAACACAAAUACUGGCGGAAUUAAGGUCAUCUACACUUACAGAAGCAGCUUAUCAAAAGACUUAUGCAGAAAGUCCUUAUGAUACAGACUGCACCAAGAAACUUAUUUCAAAAAUAAAGAAUGUUUCAGCAUCAGAGGAUUUGUUGGAAGAAAUUGAAUCUGAGCUCUUAUCUACAGAGUUUGCAGAUGAACGCCAAGUACCGAAUGGAAUGAAUAAGGGGGAGCAUGCAUUAAUUAUGUUUGAAAAAUGUGUACAAGAUAAGUAUUUGCAGCAGGAACAUACCAUAAAGAAAUUAAUUAAAGAAAAUAAGAAGCAUCAAGAGCUCAUUUUAGACAUUUGCUCAGAAAAAGACAAUUUAAGAGAAGAACUAAAGAAAAGAACAGAAACAGAGAAGCAGCAUAUGAGCAUAAUUAAACAGUUGGAAUCAAAAAUAGAGGAACUUAAUAACGAAGUUAAAGCUUCCAAAGAUAAACUAGUAGCUCAAGAUAUUGCAGCUAAAAAUGCAAUUCAGCAGUUGCACAAAGAGAUGGCCCAUCGAAUGGAACAGGCCAGCAAAAAAUGUGAAGAGGCACGCCAGGAAAAAGAAGCAAUGGUAAUGAAGUAUGUAAGAGGUGAGAAGGAAUCUUUAGACCUUCGAAAGGAAAAAGAGAUACUUGAGAGAAAACUUAGAGAUGCAAAUAAGGAAUUUGAGAAAAACACUAACAAAAUUAAACAGCUUUCUCAGGAGAAAGGAAGGUUGCACCAGCUGUAUGAAACAAAGGAAGGUGAAACAUCUAGACUCAGCAGAGAGAUAGACAAAUUAAAGGAAGAUGUCAACUCUCACAUCAUUAAAGUAAAAUGGGCACAAAACAAAUUAAAAGCUGAAAUGGAUUCACACAAGGAAACCAAAGAUAGACUCAGAGAAACAACAACAAAGUUAACUCAAGCAAAGGAAGAAGCAGAUCAGAUACGAAAAAACUGUCAGGACAUGAUAAAAACAUAUCAGGAAUCAGAAGAAAUUAAAUCAAAUGAGCUUGGUGCAAAGCUCAGAGUUACAAAAGGAGAACUUGAAAAACAAAUGCAAGAAAAGUCUGACCAACUAGAGAUGCAUCAUGCCAAAAUAAAGGAACUGGAAGAUCUGAAGAGGACAUUUAAGGAGGGCAUGGAUGAGCUACGAACAUUGAGAACAAAGGUGAAAUGUCUAGAAGACGAACGAUUAAGAACAGAAGAUGAAUUAUCGAAAUAUAAGGAAAUUAUUAAUCGCCAGAAAGCUGAAAUUCAGAACUUACUGGACAAAUUGAAAGUUGCAGAUCAGAUUCAGGAGCAGUUUCAAAGAGGUAAACAAGAAAUUGAAAAUUUAAAAGAAGAAGUGGAAAGUCUUAAUUCUUUGAUUAAUGACCUACAAAAAGACAUCGAAGGGAGCAGGAAAAGAGAAUCUGAGCUACUACUAUUUACAGAAAAGCUCACUAGUAAGAAUGCACAGCUUCAGUCUGAAUCCAAUUCUUUGCAGUCACAAUUUGAUAAGCUUUCCUGUAGUGAAAGUCAGUUACAAAGCCAAUGUGAACAAAUGAAACAGACAAAUAUUAAUUUGGAAAGUAGAUUGUUGAAAGAGGAAGAACUUCGAAAAGAGGAAGUCCAGAGUUUACAAGCUGAACUCACUUGUAGACAAACAGAAGUUAAAACACUGAAUACCCAGGUAGAAGAACUAAAAGAUGAAUUAAUAACUCAAAGACGUAAACAUGCUUCUAGCAUCAAAGAUCUUACCAAACAACUUCAGCAAGCGCGAAGAAAAUUAGAUCAUGUUGAAAAUGGAAGCUAUGAUAAAGAAGUCAGCAGCAUGGGAAGUCGUUCUAGUUCAUCAGGGUCUCUUAAUGCUCGAAGCAGUGUAGAAGAUCGAUCUCCAGAAAUUACUGGAUCUUCAGUAACUGUGGAUAACUUUCCAGAAGUAGACAAGGCCAUGUUGAUUGAGAGGAUAGUAAGGCUGCAAAAAGCACAUGCUCGGAAAAAUGAAAAGAUAGAAUUUAUGGAGGACCACAUAAAACAAUUGGUGGAAGAAAUUAGGAAAAAAACAAAAAUAAUCCAGAGUUACAUCUUACGGGAAGAAUCGGGCACACUUUCUUCAGAGGCAUCUGACUUUAACAAAGUCCAUUUAAGUCGACGGGGCGGCAUCAUGGCUUCUUUGUAUACGUCUCACCCAGCCGAUAGUGGAUUAACAUUGGAACUCUCUUUGGAGAUCAACCGAAAAUUACAGGCUGUUUUGGAGGAUACAUUACUGAAAAAUAUUACUUUGAAGGAAAAUCUACAAACCCUUGGAACAGAAAUCGAACGUCUUAUUAAACACCAGCAUGACCUAGAACAGAGGAAAAGGAGAACCUAACACAAAGCACUUCUCAGUAAACAGACAAAAGCUGCAUGAGGAGCAGGGGCCGCUGACCAGUUUUGUUGGAAACUUUCCUGCUUUGUGUGUCAGCCAGUAAAAAUUGUUUUGCUUCAUCUGCACAAAAAGUAGCCUUUUACAAUAUGAAUGCAUUGCCGUGUAUACUGUAAGAGUGUAAGCUUUGAUGAAAUUUGUUUUUGUCUGGUAUAAUACAAGAGCCUGUUAUUAAAUCAAAGUAAUUUAAUUUGCUAGGAUCAUAUGAAGUGCUGAACAAGGGCGUUAAAAAACCCCUACUCCAUAUUUCUUCUCUUUAAAAUACAUAAUGUCAAAAUGAUUCAGCUUUUUAAAAUUAUGCAUGAAAAGGGAGGUGUUGAUCAUUCCCCAAUAUGCUACUUUUCCAGCGUCAAGAAAACAAAUGAUGAAAAUGUUCAUGUUCUGAAAUUCCAGUUAUAACAUUUGGUUGUGUUUCAGGGAUCAUAUUAGUGCUUAAAUUUUUGUUUUAAUUUUAAUUUUUUUGUUUAAUUUGAAUGGAAGCUAAACUUAAUAGGAAAGCUAGGUAACUAGCCAUGAUCCAGCAGCGCUGUGCCUCUGCCAGGUACUGUGUUAGGUAUGCUCUUUUUAAUAUUUCUGAUUCAUAGUUUAAAACAUUGUUUUCAGAUUUGGAUUGUUUAGUUAAUAGUUGAAUUUUUAAAAUCUUUAGUUACAUAAAAUAUGAUUUUACAUAACAUGUUCAUUUAGAAAAUUCCCGUGGACUUUGGUUAUAUUUUAAAAUGGGAAAUAGAUCCAAUCAUUAGAACAGAGAUGAAUAGUGAACUCUUUGAAACUGAAAUAAACUGUAAAGAUAAAUAAUAAUCAUGUUUAAGAUGUCUAUAAAGAGCCAGUUCCCAAAAGAAACCAACAUGUAUGAGACUGUUAACCGUUUCAUUUGAACACCAUUCUUUACUAUUGAUAUAAUUACAUAUUAGAGAGCAGUUAUUAUACAAUUCCUGAGAUAAUGAUUAUGGUCUGGUAUUUUUAUUUAAAACACAGAAUACUUAAAUCUCUGUAACUAAAGGAAUUUUAGAGCCAAAUUUAUGUAUCCUGUUACAUUUUUACAAUAUUCAUUUAAGAUGCGCACUUACAUGUUGCCAGACAUAGUAUCAAUAUUUCUGGUGUUCCAUUUGGUUCACUUCUUGUAAUCUCUCACCCACCGGGAUUUCUGUGUGUGGUUUUUCACAUUUUGUUAUUUUCAGCUCAUUUCUAUAAUAGGACACCUUUGCCUAUGUGCAGAUGUUACAGCAAUCCUCACUUUUGCUUGGGGUUUUUGUAUUUUUCGUCCCCUUCAGAGAAGUAAACUUUGGGGUGACAGAUUUUAGACUUCACAGAAUUACUUGUACUCUAAAAGUUGGGCUUAUGGUGGUGAUAGUCCUUUAAUGUGUUUUAGCAUUGUUUUAAUCAACAUUAUUUUAAAAGAUAACAUAUUUACUAAGGAUUAGAUGAUGAUUUAGUGUCUUCUUUUUUCUGUGUAUUGAAUUGUAUCUUGUCAUCCAAAACAAAUCAUUUUUUUCACUUCAGAAUGAAAAUAGAAGUUCAAAGCAGUUUUAUUUUUUAAAUAGUUGAAAAGUAUUAGUCUUAACAUAAUCUGGCUUGCUUUUUUUUUUUUUUAAACCAAUAAUAACUUAUCAAAAUGAAGAAAAGAGGGUGAGUGCAAUCAAAUGUGAAUUAUUUUCUCUUUGUUUCUAGGCACACGGUUGACACUCCGAAAGCCUACUUAGAGCAGCCACCGUAACUACUUUCUCUGGCUUCUUGCGUGAUAUGGAUCCAUAAUAUUUGUGUUUUCUCCAAGACACAUAUAUAAUGGAUACCAGAUAGUGGUCAGAUCCAUAGUGUCCUUUGUCUGUACAUUUUAAAAAAUACAUACAUAAUAGACAAAAAUAAAACAUUCCAGUAUUAACAUUUUUGCCACCAUCCACUUAGAGAAGUAGAAGGCAGUACAAUUUUAGAAGCCAUUUUAAACCAUAUUUGGCUGUAUUGUUACUUUUCUCCCAUAAAUAUAAGAAACUAUUUUAUUUUCCUUUUGUUCUUCUGGAGUGCUGGUAGUGCAGUAGGUAAGACAUACAGCUGCUAAACAAAAGGUUGGUGGUUCAAAAACAACCAACCCUAUGGGGCUGUUCUCCUCUGUCCUAUGGGGUCGCUAUGAGUUGGAAUCGACUCGACAGCAAUGGGUUUUUUUGUUCUUCUGUAUCUACUGUAUCGGUUUGUAUAUGGAUUAAUCAGGAAGGAAUAUGUAUGUAUGGGAAGGAAUGUGUAUGUAUCAGUGAUAUUUAUACCAAUUUACAAGCAGCUCCUGAUACAAGGAUUUAGAGUGCCUUCUACCUCCUACUAUACUGAGUAUAUGAAGAGAUGAAUGGAAUAUCUGGGAAAGGAAAAUGGUCUGGAUAAACCCGAGACAUGGGGGGUGUUUAUUUUAUAUGUUCACUGUUUUCUUUAGUACACAUCAAAGACUAUGUUGGUUAGGUAGCAAUAUUUUGGCUUCUUUGGGCAGGAAAUGAUUUAUUUUUUGUGUAUAUGUGUACACUCCACUAGGUUUUAAAGUGGACACUUAACUGUGACUACCUUUUUUCCCAUACCACUUCCAACUUUAGCCUGCUAAGUUUUAAGGAUUUGAAACGGUGCAUUUGGAAUGAGUUUGAACUUUUUUUUUUUUUUUUAACUUUUUGUCUUCAUAACAAUUUAAAGCGAUUUUAUGAUAAUUUCUGAUCCCUAAUUAUAUGCAGUUUGGAAUAUCAGUUCAUUUACAGGAUCAUUCAGCUUUGAAUAUUCUAAAUGCAUAAUAUCUUUCAGACCAACGUGUCUCAUUUUUAGCUAUUAACCAAUUAAUAAAAUCCAUUAAAUAGCUUCAAAAACUUGCCUCUGUAGAAGUCUUUCCAAUCAAAAUUGGCUUGAAAUUAAAUUUUAUCAGGCUACCACAUUAUUUAUUCAUUUAUUGAACACCUACUAUUGCCAGGUACCAUACAGUGUUAUUAUAUUGGUGAAUAGAUCAGACAGGGGAGUCUCUGCCCUCAUGGAGCUUAUGGUCUAGUUAAAAUAGUUGCAGGGCAAUAGGAUCAGGUCUUCAGGCCUCUGCAGCUCACAGCCAGCCUCUUGUAACCGGGCUGGAAAGAGGGUUAACCCACUUGUGCAAGCUGAUGACCCAGAAAUCCCACUUGGGCAUGAUGCUCUGAGAGCUGACUGCUGUUUUCAUUGUGGUUCUUCACAUUUCCUAACUUUUGUCAGUUUGAUGUUUACUCUUUAAGGAAAAAAAUCCAAAGACCAUAAAAUGACAUUUGAUUUUUGCCAUUUUAGUAAAUUAUUGCCACUUUCGAUGCUUAUGAAGACGAGUCUAAUCCUGUUGUCGUGCAUGUUUCUAAACUUGGUUUUGAAGCAUAUUAUUUUCUAAAGAUUUUUACCUGUAAAUUUAGACCAAGACUUACCAGUAGGAGAAAAAAAAUCAGAAACCAUUGAUACUGUAAAUGUUAUAUAUGCCACCCUGAUAUUUUUUAUAUAAAUCAUGUUAUCAUGCAGUAUGCUGAAUUUUGCCUAAUGAAUGUUGACUCCAGUAUAUUUUUCAAUAACCUUUUUUUUUUUAAACAAAACAAUUUUUUUUUGACCCUAA